AGAGGCACACAACACCCUUUUCUAGUUUUUCCUCAACUUUUCGCUAGCUAGCUUAGCUUCUCAUUCAAAAAAAUCCAAACCCAACAAAGAAAAAUAGAGAAAGAACCCAAAAAGCAAAUCAUUUGGUGUUAACCAUGGGUAGCUAGGAUCCCUGUAAAGCAAGAAAACAAAAUCUCACUCUGGCAGAAGAUCUCUCUGUUUUUUUCAGAGGUCUUGAUUUGGGUUUUAUUCAAGUCAAGAUUUAGUUUAGUUUAGUUUAGUUUGUGAACUUCUGUUUGAGUGAACUGAGAAAGUUUUGCUUUGAUGGGGAUUUGCUGGAGUAACAAGAUCAAGUCUGUAAGUCCUUCUAAUACAGGAUACAAUUCUAGAAGUGCGAGUAGGGAUGGUUCAAGUGGCAAGGCCUCAUCGAGCUCCAUGCCUACAACUCCUCGGAGUGAAGGGGAGAUUUUGCAAUCCUGCAAUUUGAACAGCAUCAGCUUCACUGAGCUCAAAAAUGCUACAAGAAACUUCCGUCCCGAUAGUGUACUAGGAGAAGGCGGUUUUGGUUCCGUUUUCAAAGGUUGGAUUGACGAGAGUACGCUUAUAGCUACCAAAGCUGGGUCUGGCAUGGUAAUUGCUGUGAAGAGACUCACCCCAGAUGGUUUCCAGGGCCAUAAGGAAUGGUUGACAGAAAUCAACUAUCUUGGACAGCUACAGCAUCCUAAUCUUGUGAAAUUGAUUGGUUAUUGCUUAGAAGAUGAGCACCGGCUCCUGGUGUAUGAGUUCAUGCCUAAGGGCAGCAUGGAAAAUCAUCUAUUCAGGAGAAGUACUCACUUUCAGCCUCUUUCUUGGACCCUGCGAAUGAAAAUUGCCCUUGGUUCUGCAAAGGGACUUGCCUUUCUGCACAAUGCUGAACAACAAGUCAUACAUCGUGAUUUCAAGUCUGGCAAUAUUUUGCUUGACUCGAACUACAAUGCGAAACUGGCUGAUUUUGGGCUGGCGAGGGAUGGACCAACUGGCGACAAAAGCCAUGUCUCUACUAGGGUCAUAGGAACCCAAGGAUAUGCUGCUCCUGAGUACCUAGCCACAGGUCAUCUUACUGCCAAGAGUGACAUAUACGGCUUUGGAGUUGUUCUUCUAGAAAUGUUAUCUGGACGACGAGCUAUAGAUAGAAACAGGCCAGCUGGUGAACACAACCUGGUAGAAUGGGCAAAACCAUACCUGACCAACAAAAGGCGAGUUUUACGUGUUAUAGAUCCUCGACUUGAAGGCCAAUACUCACUCAAUCGUGCCCAAAAGGCUGCCAGCCUAGCACUUCAAUGUCUUUCUACUGAUCCUAAGUACAGACCAGACAUGAAUGAAGUGGUAACUACACUGGAGCAGCUUCAGGACACUACAAAGGACAUGCCCAAAGGUGGUCAGAAAGAGCACCAUGCAACUAGUAAUGGACUUCCUAAGAGAAGCAGCGCCAAUGAUGCUCCCAAUAGAGUAACUGUUAAUUAUCCAAGACCUUCUGCAAACCCACUUUUUGCUUGACAGGAGAAGUUUCCAUGCCACGGUUAUUGCUUGAAGUACAGGUUUAGGGAAGGCGUUAUGUCAAGGCAUGAGAGUUUAAAUUGUACAUACCCAAGAUUGUUCCGAGUAGCAAGUAUGCAGUGAUUGUGUAUAGAUGAAUCAUGAAUGUAAUGGAGCCUACCUCACACAUGUUUUCUGGUCACUU
Fragaria vesca subsp. vesca is the source of this 1699-nucleotide messenger RNA. RefSeq names its product probable serine/threonine-protein kinase NAK-like. NCBI's taxonomy places the organism in Eukaryota, Viridiplantae, Streptophyta, Magnoliopsida, Rosales, Rosaceae. The transcript is spliced from 6 exons. The record is from RefSeq and is a predicted model, not a curated record. Gene Ontology annotation, biological process: protein phosphorylation. The coding region runs from base 304 to 1515 and encodes 403 amino acids. Gene Ontology annotation, molecular function: protein kinase activity; ATP binding.